AGUCCCAAAAUAUCCGGCCGGAGCGGAUGGCAGCGUAGUCUUAAAGGCGUUCACACUAGUCUACAAGUGCAGUAAAAUAAUGAUGCACAGAAGUUAGCAGGAUGGCAGCAGAUUCACACAACAUUGCGUGGAUUCUUACCUUCCUCCUUGUGUCAGAGGCCGUUUCCCCUUCCUCAGCCCAGUGUGUUGAUGGCACCUACGAGCAUGACGGGAAAGACUGUUGUCGCUGUGCUGCAGGUCAGCGUGUGGUGAAGCACUGUACUGAAAAUCUACAAUAUGGAGAAUGCGAUCUCUGUGAGCCUGGGACAUACAGCAGUAACCCUAAUAACCAGAUGCAAUGUGAACUCUGCACGUCCUGUGCACACCCCAAUGAUAACCUAGAGGAGAAAGAACCCUGUACCCCUGCCAGGGACACAAAAUGUCAAUGUAAAAAGGAUCACUUUUGUGUCAGUAACACAGGAAUCUGUAAACUCUGCCACCCUUGUGAUAAAUGUGUUGAAAACGGCAUCAAAGUAGGCUGUACAAACAUCAGUGACACAGUCUGCAAUGACAAAGCUGAAGGGGGUGUUUCAGAGGGAAAUCAUGGAAGAGUAAUAGGCGGGAUAAUUGGUGGCAUAAUUGGAGUGAUUGUUCUCGUAGUGGUUGUAUUUGGUGUGUUUAGGUGGAGAAAGGGGAACAAGAAACGCGCUGAUGAAAAUCAAAAUGGAACUGAUGUGGAGGGGCGUUUACUUAGAGACAUCGGACCUCACCUGUCUGAUAUCGCAGAUGUGAUUGGAUGGAAACCUAUGCGGGAUAUAGCAAUGCGUGACAAAAUAUCAGAUGCUACUAUUGAUUCAUGCAAACUGAACUACCCUGGUGAUAGUCAGGAGCAGACACUCCAGCUACUAAAGAUCUGGGUGGAGAGUCAGGGCAUGAAUGCAGGGAAGAACUUGAUCCAGAGGCUCGAAACCAGUGGCAAAAGGAGCAAAGCUGAGGAAGUGAUGCAUAUUUUGGAUUGUGACAGUUAGAUGAAAUCCUCCAGCUUGAAUGUGCCUGUUGUGAACACUUUUUAAGAUAUUUUUUUAAGAGAUUUUAGAGGACUGUUGUGAUCUGCAGUUGUGUUACCUGAGAAUGACAUAAAGAAUUCACUGUUAUUGGUUUCUCAGUUUAUUAAAUAGCAGGCCAAGAUUUUCUGUCCUGUUUUCAUCAAGUUGAUUACACUGCUUGCACUGAUUUACUACUGAUUUACUAAGCUGUCUUCCCAUUUAUAUAAUUCAUAAUGUUUCUGAAUCAGCUGCCACAGUUUUUUAUUGUUAAAAAAAAAUCUUAAUAAAUGUACAGUUGUGUCAGCA
This is a messenger RNA of Scatophagus argus, 1331 nucleotides long. RefSeq names its product Fas cell surface death receptor (gene fas). NCBI's taxonomy places the organism in Eukaryota, Metazoa, Chordata, Actinopteri, Scatophagidae. Bases 102 to 1007 code for a protein of 301 amino acids. The record is from RefSeq and is a predicted model, not a curated record. Gene Ontology annotation, molecular function: protein binding; tumor necrosis factor receptor activity. Gene Ontology annotation, biological process: negative regulation of apoptotic process; motor neuron apoptotic process; extrinsic apoptotic signaling pathway in absence of ligand. Gene Ontology annotation, cellular component: membrane raft; external side of plasma membrane; CD95 death-inducing signaling complex. The transcript is spliced from 9 exons.